AUGGCAUACGAUGACAUCCAAAAUAAGACUGACGCCUUGCAGCAGCUUCUGCCGCAUAAAUAUUUCGCCUGGUUCUAUGAACGAUCGAACCCGGGCCUAACCCAAAAGGAUGGUAACGCCAACCACGCAUCCUUCAGCCUCUCCCUUAUGGAGGGCGCCGCUUUGCGAGCCCUCGCGUCGUACAUCGCGGGCGCGGAUGCGGCAACACUGACUGAACGCACCACGGAAGCCGGGCAGCGUGUCACGGCCAAC
Molecule: messenger RNA, 252 nt
Organism: Iphiclides podalirius (scarce swallowtail)
Lineage: Eukaryota; Metazoa; Arthropoda; Insecta; Lepidoptera; Papilionidae
Source: the annotation of a GenBank genome assembly